Molecule: messenger RNA, 1429 nt
Organism: Eriocheir sinensis (Chinese mitten crab)
Lineage: Eukaryota; Metazoa; Arthropoda; Malacostraca; Decapoda; Varunidae
Gene: ATPsyngamma
Product: ATP synthase subunit gamma, mitochondrial-like
Exons: 6
Coding region: 119-988 (289 amino acids)
Biological process (GO): proton motive force-driven ATP synthesis
Molecular function (GO): proton-transporting ATP synthase activity, rotational mechanism
Source: RefSeq, a predicted model, not a curated record
AAUAAGCUGUCAAUCAAUCAAUAAAAACUAAUUUAUAUAGCUGAAGGGAGGGAGGAGGGUUGCCAGAGUCCCCGGUACCUCGGCUUCUUGUUGUCCGCCGCUCUGGGUCGCCGUCAAGAUGUUCAGCCGGAGCACUCUCCUCGUCCCCUACCAUGGGCAACAACAGGUGCGAGGGAUGGCCACCCUCAAGGCCAUCGCCAUGCGCCUUAAGUCUGUCAAGAACAUCCAGAAGAUCACCCAGUCCAUGAAGAUGGUGUCUGCGGCCAAGUACGCCCGUGCUGAGAAAGAGCUCAAGGCUGCACGGCCUUAUGGCGUUGGCACCACAGCCUUCUACGAUAAGGCUGAGGUGAAAGGGGAGGAGGAGAAGCCCAAAGAGCUGAUUGUGGCUUGCAGUAGCGACCGUGGCCUUUGUGGAGCCAUCCAUUCAAGUAUCUGUAAGCACAUCAAGGCUGAGUUGGCUGCAGAUGCCUCCAAUGCAGCCAUCUUGUGUAUCGGAGACAAGUCUCGUGCUCAGCUUGCCAGAGUACUGUCCAAGAACAUCAUUGGUCAGGUGGGAGAGGUGGGACGCAAGCCGGCCACCUUCGAAGAUGCUGCCAGAAUCGCUACCUUCAUUCUCAGCUCUGGAUAUGAUUUUGGAAAAGGCAAAAUCAUAUACAACAGAUUCAAGACUGUGGUGUCAUAUGACACAUUGGAGCUACCUUUCUACACAGCUCCUGCCAUUUCUUCAGCUGAAAAGAUUGGUGUUUAUGAUUCUCUUGAUGCCGAUGUAGUCCAAUCCUACAUGGAGUAUUCUCUGGCAUCGAUGCUGUUCUUCACCCUCAAGGAAGGGGCUUGCUCAGAGCAGUCCUCUCGUAUGACAGCCAUGGACAGCGCCAGCAAGAAUGCCGGUGAAAUGAUUGACAAGCUCACCCUGACCUACAACCGCACCAGGCAGGCUGUCAUCACUGGAGAAUUGAUUGAGAUCAUCUCUGGUGCUGCUGCUGUCUAAAUGGGAUGUUACAUCAGCUAUUAUUUUGGUCAAUCAUUUAUUUCAAUAAUGAAUACAGCUUCAUGUUUUGGGGGAUGAAAUAUAUAAAAUACAAUAUACUGCCAUAAAUAAAGAAAGAACUGGAAGGUACUGCCACCAACCAUCUUAACUAUUUAAGUCAGUUUUUUUUUUUUUACUCCAUAUGACCUCUUUCAGUUUGCUUAUGCAAAAGCCUUAGCAAUACAUUACUAUGUACCAACAAAAUAGGAAACUGCAGUAGUGGCUGUGUUGCUGAGUCACACUUAGAUCACAUUCUCAGCCCAGUUUAAAUGUGUGAAAGAUAGUGCAUCAUCUAUUUAUAUCAUACAAAAUGACCUCUGUGUCACUCAGCACUCAGCCACUUGUGUGUAGAAAGUAUUGUACAAUUCCUUAUGUUAUCUGUAAAGAUGACUAGACAAUUUU